Sycon ciliatum is the source of this 851-nucleotide messenger RNA. RefSeq names its product carbonic anhydrase 1-like. The transcript has 6 exons. The record is from RefSeq and is a predicted model, not a curated record. Bases 66 to 851 code for a protein of 261 amino acids. NCBI's taxonomy places the organism in Eukaryota, Metazoa, Porifera, Calcarea, Leucosolenida, Sycettidae. Gene Ontology annotation, molecular function: carbonate dehydratase activity; zinc ion binding.
UUCACCCCGAGAUUGUAUCUGCAGACUUUCGAACAAGGGCUCGUGUGCGUGUGCAAGCUAGAAACAUGGAGGUCGUGCUACUUCUUUCACUCUGUAUUACAGCUGUAUGUGCUUCCGGCAGCCUCCCUCAAGAACUAUGGAAUUACAACCCUGAUUCGCCUUUUGGUCCUGCUGGCUGGGGCAACAUUUCUGGCUUUGAGACGUGCGGCAAUGGAACAGACCAGUCACCAAUCAACAUCCCAAAAGCCAGCGCAGUAUAUAUGACCUACCCCGCACUCAAUGUUACGAGCACACCAUCUAAUGCAAGCUUUUAUUUCUACGCCAAUCUAGCGGACCCUGUGCUCCUAACAAAAGUGGACAUCACUGGUGGCCCACUAGGUUCGAAGCAAUACCGUAUCGAUAAUUUCCACAUCCAUUUUGGAAACUCUACGCUCAUGUCAUCCGAGCAUUCAGUAGAUGGUGCAAGAACAGCUGGUGAGCUCCACGUCGUAUUUUUCAAUUCCAGAUACUCGUCUUUAAAAAGAGCUUUGGCCAGUGGAGACGGUGACGCAGAGGCUGUCAUUAGCAUUCUGUUCAAUGUUGCAUCAAACGCUUCCAGUGCACACCCAGGCCUGGAGACGAUUUUACGCCAUUUCUCCACCUCGGCUGUUUCAGAGUUCGGUGAUAUACACUCCAUCGACUUCGCCACACUGCUGAGGCCUUCGGACCUCACAUCAUUCUACACAUACGAGGGAUCACAGGCUACGCCAAGGUGUAAUGAGCAGGUUAUAUGGAUGGUCAUGAGCCAAGUACAGUAUGUCCUACCAGCAUCGGUACGUCUUCCAAUGUAUGGCUCGCUGAAUGCAGUGUGA